Molecule: messenger RNA, 498 nt
Organism: Pieris macdunnoughi
Lineage: Eukaryota; Metazoa; Arthropoda; Insecta; Lepidoptera; Pieridae
Source: the annotation of a GenBank genome assembly
AUGAAUAGCACACUCUCUUUAGAAGUAUUAGCUUUAUCAUAUGACGUCCGAAAACCAGCAGAAAAUUUAAGGGGACCAUUAUUGAUAAUACGACUAAUGACAUUGAUGAUUAUGGUGGCAUUGCUGACUUUACAUCUGCGGUCUUUGAGAGUAUUUCGAUGGGAGCAGUCGGUGUCUGGUGGACUACUGGUGACAUAUUGUAUUGCUUCGUUGGGACUAGCCUUAUGUGCUGGUACAACUAAGUGCGGUGGACUGGCGUUUCAGGCAUAUUUAUGCGGUGUGGGAACUGUGCUACUUGCAGUGAAUGCUGUGAUCCUGUACCAACGUUGGCGAUACGCAGGUGAACUGACUAGAGUCGUUGCUGAGUUCCUGGUGGCCAUGGGUGUACCGCUUCGCAGACAAGUCCUCACGAAGGUCGUGCUCAGUGCUGCCGCCGCAACAACACUUUUGGCUGACCUAGUGGCAGCUCCGUUAUUGCCUAAUUCACGUAGCGAAUAA